AACGAAUUUUUUAUCAUCAUGGUUUAUCCAAGAUUUCUACUCGAAUGGUAAGUGGAGAGCUGUAAUACACAUCUGAUGAUUCUUAGCAAGGAUGUCAAGUAUUGCAGUGCAGUAGGCAGCUUUAUUGCAGUAGAUGUCUACUCUGUAUCAAAAUGGAUAGAGAAAGUAACAUGAGUCAAUGUUCUUCAGCAGAUUGCACGGCUGAGACAUCCAAGAUCUUUCAGCUGCAGACUGGCUCAGCCCGAGACAGUCACUUUAAAUCUAAGAGUGCAGACAUCUUUGGGUCAUUGGAGGUGAUGGAGCAGAAGUAUGAAUCUGAAACCAAAAGUUUCAAAGUCGUUGAUGAUGAUGAAGGUGGGGAUAAGGAGGAAAGAAGAUUUAUUGAGAGAGGUUGUAUCUUUAAGAAGCCUGUCAGAUCUGAAUCUGACACUCUGUCAGGGAAAGAUGACUUAAAGACAAACCAAGACAGAGAUGUUCCUGGACAUCACAGCAGCCUCGUCUCCAAGUCUCACUCUCCAGGUACUGAAGCUAAGCAGUCAAUAAGAUCAACACGGGAUACUAAAACCAUCUUCCUUAAACCUGGCAUCCACCCAAAGAGCAAAGAGUCUAAAGAGGAAACGACUACCAACAGACCUCCUGAUUGGAGUAGAGGACACAGGCAGGGAGCUUGGAAUAGAAGGCCUAGAGGUGGAAGACGUCAACCACCUGACCACUUUAUGAAUCCUGAAAAGUACACCAAGUACUCACUAGAAGAGACUAACAUGUGUGGAAAUGCAGCUAAUAGAAGUGUUGCUUUAGGCUUUCUGAAUGACUUAAAGAAGAGGAAGGAGGAAGAGUCAACGUCAUCCACCGAAACCGAGGUUUGUGUAGACGGUAAACAUGUCUUCCAGAAACCAGUUUUAUCCAAAGAGUCGACGGAACAAUCUCCCAAGAGAAAGGUUUAUGGCAGUGUGUACAAAAUGGCAGACUAUGAAGUAGGUAUGAGUUCUUCAGUGCAGAAACCAAAGAAGCUGAAGUUGAUGGAUUCACUGAAGCAGAAGACCGACGAUCAUGUCUUGGAUCAUCUCAGUGACAAAACAGAGACUGGUAUUAACCAAUCAGAAGACAGCUUCACACAAGAGGAAUCAAUGAGCAACCAGUCAGAGCAGGAUAAAGAGUCAAGCUUCAAGAGCAGGAAAUUUAAGCAGAGAAAGCGGCUUAGGGAAAGGACUGAUGACAGUUAGUUAUGAACUCUCAGAACAUUGUCAAAGAUUAUCUUUUUUUUAAUUGGUUAAGAGUGCUUGAAAUAAUGUCUUAUUUUUACUAGGAGGCUGAACGGCAAGAUACUAUACCUGUAGCAACCAAUGUACUAUCCCAUGGCAACUGAUGUACUAACCCAUGCAACCAAUUGUCUAUACCCUUAGCAACAGCAGCUUCUUGGUACCUAGACGCCUAGGCAUUGGGGUGUUAUUAAACAAAUAUUGACUGCUUUUAUUCGUGCUACGGUUAAAACUAAAUUAGGACGCCCUCACUGAUUCUUGGAGCAGUCUACUAUCCCUAGAUGAAGUGGAGGGAAAAUAGAACCUGCCAGGGAUCGCCUCGGGCAUCGUAGUUUAAACACAUGAAGCAGUCAAUAUCUGUAUACCACUGGUUUUUAAAAAUUUGUAUGCAUGGCUCAAAACUGAAGAAAACAAAUUACAAGACUGCAGGGCUUGUAGCUCUACAAAAAAUGACAAUAAUUUAUUUUACAAUGCCAGGAUCAAAAUGAGUUGAACAAGCACUCGUAGAAGAUAUGUCCCAUUUGUGUUUUAUGCAUGAGUGUGUGUUCUUCGAUACUUUUGAAAGAGUCACUAUUUACCGUCAAUAUUUGGUCACAAGAAAAUUGCACAAUGAGAAAAUGUAUUCAAUUGAAAAAACACAAGACCACCGGGCCUGUCCUAUAGUAUACAAUUGUUGCACUCUGUGACGGGGUCCAUUACCGAGGGGGAAAUUGCACCCGAGGUGAAGCAAAACCCAUGGACCCCAAAUCACAGCGUGCAACAAUUGUCUUGUUAUACCAUGGUAACACGAUUAUUCCUCUUC
Asterias rubens (European starfish) is the source of this 2061-nucleotide messenger RNA. Its product is annotated as protein TSSC4-like. The transcript has 2 exons. The record is from RefSeq and is a predicted model, not a curated record. NCBI's taxonomy places the organism in Eukaryota, Metazoa, Echinodermata, Asteroidea, Forcipulatida, Asteriidae. Bases 153 to 1223 code for a protein of 356 amino acids.